Molecule: messenger RNA, 1866 nt
Organism: Schizosaccharomyces osmophilus
Lineage: Eukaryota; Fungi; Ascomycota; Schizosaccharomycetes; Schizosaccharomycetales; Schizosaccharomycetaceae
Product: DNA-binding transcription factor
Exons: 3
Coding region: 1-1866 (621 amino acids)
Biological process (GO): regulation of DNA-templated transcription; DNA-templated transcription
Molecular function (GO): DNA binding; zinc ion binding; DNA-binding transcription factor activity, RNA polymerase II-specific
Source: RefSeq, a predicted model, not a curated record
AUGCGGACUUUAUCAUGUCAGUCUUGCCGCCGUAGAAAGAUUAAAUGCGACAGAAAGUCACCUUGUACGAACUGUAUACACUUAGGUGAGCAGUGCAUUCAUAAAGAUUUGGAUAAUAGGAAAAAACGACACCCCCAUAGCUAUGUUCAGGCGCUAGAAAGUCAGCUGGCAACAUUAGAAUCAUUCCUUAAGAAGGUUAAGGAUGCUCCUACGAACGAACGGCUGAAAAUGCUAGAAUCGGUUACGUUUGCGGAUCACCUCAGUUGUAAUGGGCGCGACAGCGAUGCUGUUAACGUGCCAAAGGAUGAUUCAAUUGAUUUUCCUAUAUCGCUAGAUAUUCGAGGUCCAAACACCAUAACGUUCUAUGGCCCUACAAAUGUUUAUGGCUCCUCAUUACGCCCCUCUUCUGUUGAUGCGCCAUUUCAGGUGAGACAACAUCCAAUGUUUUCCCCCGCUAUCACCUAUUGCUUGAAACUAUUUUUCAAAUGGCAAUACACACAGUUCAUGUAUAUUAAUAGAGAAGCUUUUCUCUUGGAUUAUUAUCAUCACUAUCAUGAUGGUAGAUACUGUUCAGAACAUUUGCUAUACGCAAUGUGCGCGUUGGGAAGUCGAAUGGCUCCUGAACCGGAGGUGGUUAACUCCUCCGACAAAUAUUAUAGAUUAUCUUGGGAUACUUUAAUGGAAUAUGGCUUAGGAAGGCCUCAUAUUACUUCAGUCCAAUGUUUGUUAUGCUUGGGAUUCUAUGAUAUUGGUAUGGGAAACAACUCUCUCGGAUGGCUAUUAUCAGGAUUAGCUUUUCGAAUGGGACAGGACUUAGGAUUCCAACUGGAUCCGAGAAAAUGGUUUAUGAAUGAAAUUCCUGUUAUUUCAGCCGAGGACGCUGCUGUAAGAAGCAGAAUCUAUUGGGGAAGCUACGUUGCAGAUGUUUUUAUUAGCUUUAUCCUAGGAAGACCAACAACAUUAAAGAAAUCUGAUACGAGCAUCCCUGGAUCUGUAAAUUUACCUGACUUUGAUGGAAUUGAUGAAUUUAAGUGCGAUUUGGGGCCUGCUGCUAAACCUGCAACUCUUUUUGUUAUGCUUCUUUUGUUGGUGGAUCUCAGUCAUAUCGCUGAUGCUAUCUUAUUUGAUGUAUUCUCCCCUAGUGAUCUUCCAUAUGGUAUCAAUGCUAGACUUCAAAACCUAGGGAAGUAUAAUUUGGAAUUGAUGAAAUGGUAUUUAAAGCUCCCAGAUGACGUUCGUUGGAAGAAGAGCGAUCUGAAAAGUCAUGGACAAAAUCCAGAUAUGCUUGCUGUAUGUCUUUACUAUUAUCUUAUCCGGAUUUGCCUGAAUCGUCCAUUUCUAGCAAGAAAAGAAGUCACAUCUAAUGAUAUGACUUCAAAGGUGAUUUGCUUGGAUUCUAUGGAAGAUAUCAGUCAGCUUCUGAAAGCUUACCGAGAUGCUUUUGGCUUCGAGUCGGCGUCCUUAUUUAUGGUAUAUGCCGCAAUAGUAAGCUGUAGCGUACUCAUUAUGUUAAGGAAUUCUUCAGUACUAUCUGAACGCUUAGACAUUGAAGAAAAACUGAAGUUUUUCGUAAUGGUUUUGCAAAAAUCAUCGAAAUCCUGGAAGCUAGCUGCCAAAUCCCUUACAUUGAUUGAAACUAGUUUGAAGGACGAGAGUAACUCCGCACCUGAUGAGAGUUUCUCACUUCCUAAUUUGAACUCAAGGAUUGUUCCGGAAGAAAUUCCCAUAUUCAACUACCUUGAUGAGACAAUCAAGAAUGAAUUUAUUGACGGCCAGUCAAGUCUGGAUAUCAAUAAUGAAGAAUAUCGAUCUUUUUUCGGAGGACCUCCUGUUUUUAUGACAUCUGCAUCUCAUAAUAAUCUGUAG